UUAGAUUUAUAUGCCUGGAAUAAAAAGUAUUUAUCACAGAGGAGAACGGUGAAUUUUCAUGUUAAAUUUGAAUCAUGUCGAACAAAACUGAAGAAGUAUUCAAGUUAGACUUGAAAAUUCGCCACGCCGAGUAUAUAUUUAAUCGAACGAGUGACUUCGAGAAAACGAGUCCCGUAGUUGAGGCUAAAACAUUGAAGGGAACUAAAUGGUAUUUAAGAGUGUACCGAUAUCAAUCAUCACUUCCAGGUUGUUUUACGUGUUGUCUAUGCAGGCUAUAUGACGACGACAAAUCGGAAGAUAUAUCAGUAACAUAUAAAUUAGAACUGAUUGAUAGAUAUGAGAAGAUUUUCAAAUCAGUCGUAAAGGAAAAUAUCCCUUUUUCAAAAAGAACUGGCAGUGAAGUUGACAGUUUUCUAGACUGUUCCUAUGAACAGUAUAGGAAAUUUACGAGAAUCCGGCGUCCGACAUUAAUUUUCCGCUGCCACAUAAUUGAAGCAAACUACGAAAAACAAGCAAUGACGGUGGAAAUUUCGACUGUAAUCCUUACGCAGUGGAAAAUAAGCAUUCCUGGUCCUGAAAAUUGGACGAUGAAAUAAAAAGUUCCAUUUCAUGAAUGUACUCAUAUAGAUAUAAUUAUUCAAGCUUCCGAUGAAAGAAUCAACAUAAAAAUUGAAAAAGUGGAUUUGUUACAACCUUAUAAAAUGAAUAUAUCAAUAUUAAGUGAUGAAAAUCGUAAAGUAGAUUGUGAAUUGCCAAAAAAAGCCGUCGAAAACCAGAAAUUUGAGAUCUGGAUUGAAAAAAGCCAACUUGUGGACAAAUCAUGCUUUCACUUACCGUAUUCGUUCACUCUGGUAUGUUCCAUUACAACUUCUGAUGGAAAUUCUGAUUCAAUCGCUGACAGUGGGAAGCAGGAUGAUUCCUCUCCAAGUUUAAAGGCUUCUCCUUUAACUCUGCAAAAAGAUCUUAAGAAAAUGUUAUUGAAUGACAAGCAUAGCGACGUAAAAUUGAAGACACGUGAUAAAAUCAUAGCAGCUCACAAAUGCUUGCUGUCAGCCCGAUCUCCCGUGUUCGCUACCAUGUUCGAUCAAGAUAUGUUGGAAACUCAGACUGGAGUAGUUAAUAUUCCUGAUGUGGAAAGUGAUACUCUGCAAUCAUUUUUAGAGUUUCUGUACACUGACACGAUCACCAACACUGAUUAUGAGAAAUUGUUGAAACUGAUGUUUGUGGCUGAGAAAUAUCAAGUGGAUUACUUGAUGAAACGAUGCUCAUUAAUACUGAUGUCCAAACUGUCGUUGGAGAACGUCUGUGAAGUGGUUUCUGUUUCUGAUAUGGUCAAUCAAUCGAAUUUGAAAUUGUGUGCAAUAAAUUUUAUAAAAGAAAACAAAAAGAAGAUUGUUUCCUCACCUGCUUGGUCAGAGUGGGUGGGAAAGAACUUGAAAUUGGCAGUCGAAGUUUUGUCGAAGUUGAUUGAUGUUUGAACCGAAACGCAAUGCAAAUUUCACUAAAAGAAAGAUUCCUGAAAUUAUAAGAAAGAGCUGCCUUGGCACAGAUGGUGAAAUUGGCUCUAUUUCUGUGAUAAUGAAAUUUUUAGUUACGUAUUUUUCAAAAUGUUAGAUAAAAAUAUACUUUUUAUGUAAUUUGUACUUUCAUAACAGUAUAUAAUUUUGAUUAUAUUUCUUGUGCUUAUUUCAAAAUAUUAAGGAACGAAGUUAUAUUUUUAUGGAGCUAAUUUAAAGUUAUAUUUCUUACCUUACUUCGUUUAUUUGCAAUUUCAUCAAAAAUAAAAUGAAUACGCCAGCAAUUUCCAUACAGUAUUUGAUGAUUUAAAUUUAAUUUUAUCUGUUGUUAAUCUAAGUUGCAUAAGUAAUGCAUGCACAUGUGUUUCAAAAAAUAUUUUUGAACAUAAAUCAUUUUCAAAUUUCAUCACAAAUAAAAAUUCGUAACUCCUU
Parasteatoda tepidariorum (common house spider) is the source of this 1949-nucleotide messenger RNA. RefSeq lists its product as uncharacterized. NCBI's taxonomy places the organism in Eukaryota, Metazoa, Arthropoda, Arachnida, Araneae, Theridiidae. The record is from RefSeq and is a predicted model, not a curated record.